AUGAACGACGACGUCGGCGACCUGGUCCGGGAGGAGGCCGCCGCCGCAACGGCAGAGGUCAACGCGGCCCUCCAGAGCUUUGUGACCGAUCCCGGAUCCUCCGGUGGAGACUUCGACAAGGCUCAGCGGCGACGGAUCAUUGAAGCCGCAACUAAGCUCAUCAAUGCCGUAAAGGAGCCCGCAGAUGAAUGGUUCGAUACCACACUACAAGUUGCACAGCUCGGUGCGAAGAGACUGUUCGCGGAGUGGAAGGUAUAUGAUCAUAUCCCGCUUGAAGGGAGCAUCUCGUACGGUGAGCUGGCAGGGAGGGUUGAUGCUGAAGAGUCAUUGAUAAGACGAAUUGGAGGUGUGCUCACAUCAAUAAACUUCCUGGAACAAGUCGGAGACAACUCGGUUGCCCACACCAAACGCUCGCGCGUUUAUGUUGAGGCCCACCCAAUAGGCCAGAUCUUUGGCAUGGCCUGGGACAACGGUCUAGUGCCUUACGUGCACAUGCCGGCCUACUUCGAGAAGUACGGCCGCAAAGAGCCGCAAACCCUCAACCACGUUCCUGGCACGUACGCUUACGGCGUACCAGAAUACAGCUUCUAUGAGAUGCUACAGCACGACCCUCCACGAAUGCAGAAGUUUCUGCGCGCCAUGGGGCCGAUUGAGGAGAAGAUGCCCAUAUCGGGGAUUUAUGACUUUGGCUGGGUGAUCAACUAUGCUAAAGAGUACCCUUCCUCGGAUCGGCCAUUAUUUGUCGACGUCGGCGCGGGUAGGGGGCAGUCCAUCAAGGCGAUCCACCGCGAAUUUCCUGGACUGCCGUUGGAGAGGUGCGUUCUGCAGGAUCGACUGGAGGUGGUUGAGGCCGUGAAGAAGCUGGAUGAUGAGGAUAUGAGGCUUGUGCAGAAGCAGGUCAUCGACUUUCACAAAGAGCAACCCGUCAAAGGGGCCCUCACAUACUGGAUUCGUCGAUGUCUACACAAUCACGGCGAUGAGAUUAGCGUCAAUAUGCUCCGCAUCAUAACCGAGGCCAUGACAGAUGACAGCCGGCUCCUGAUUCAAGAGGACGUGAUGGGUAAUCCGCCGCACUGGACCGCGACGAUGCUCGACUUCAUGAUGCUCACAUUCGGCGGCAAGCAGCGUACUCUCGAGUGCUGGAAAAGAAUUCUAGGGGAGGCUGGGUUGGAGAUCAAGGGCGUGUCAAUGGGCGACGGUCCGUGGCGACACUUGGCUGUAAUUGAAUGUGCCAAGGCAGAGAAGUGA
Messenger RNA from Colletotrichum spaethianum, 1248 nucleotides. RefSeq names its product methyltransferase fsa4. NCBI's taxonomy places the organism in Eukaryota, Fungi, Ascomycota, Sordariomycetes, Glomerellales, Glomerellaceae. Gene Ontology annotation, molecular function: O-methyltransferase activity. Bases 1 to 1248 code for a protein of 415 amino acids. The record is from RefSeq and is a predicted model, not a curated record. The transcript is spliced from 4 exons.